AUGCCGGUAGGCGUGGGGUGCGUUGAGGUUUACCGCAACGCAGUGAGCAGCCGUGACGAGGAUGUCAUCUGGGACGAGCUUAAUCUUGUGCUGGAACGGGAGGGACAGAAGGUGCUUUCAGAGCGCUCAACCCCGCAGAACAAGACCGUGAAUCACACGUAUCUUGAGAUGCACGGCGACCAGAAUUUUACAGAGGUAAAGAGCUGGCAAGGGAAAGAGAUUCGGCGGCUUCCAGGGCUUGUGUGGUCGCCGACGUUCAUGACGUGGCUGCGAGACGUUGCCCCGAGUCUGCUGGGAUUUAUGCCCGAUACUGCACGCGUGGCUGAGCACAAUUUACCUGAUUACGAGAUGUACAUCGAACACCCCACGGUGGGUUGCUGCUUCCUGUACGUCUCCCUCCUGUCGGACGCGGUGCUGUUGUUUGAUGAUGAGGCGACGGGUCGCGGUGGGCAGGUUUUUCUUCCGCAACGGUCCUUGAUGCGCUGCUUGGGCGAGGCUAGGUGGGGGUGA
This is a messenger RNA of Trypanosoma rangeli, 510 nucleotides long. RefSeq lists its product as uncharacterized. The transcript has a single exon. NCBI's taxonomy places the organism in Eukaryota, Euglenozoa, Kinetoplastea, Trypanosomatida, Trypanosomatidae. The record is from RefSeq and is a predicted model, not a curated record. Bases 1 to 510 code for a protein of 169 amino acids.